GUUUGCAACGGCUGCCAGUUUCCAAUCUGCCGCGCAACACGCACAUUCACUCCUGCUCUGCUGACAAUGGGAAGCACGCAGGCGGGCGACAUCGAGCACGGCUUGACCCCGCGUCGCUCGUCGGGCUCCACCUUUUUCCCACGCCCUCCAACGCCCUCCAAGCCGUCGCAGUAUACGGCGCUCGAGGCCAGCGACGCCAAGCACUCGUUGCGUGAACAUUUGGACGAGAGUGUUGGUCAGGGUGUCCGUAGACUUGCACGUACCGUGCGCCAACAUGCACACACCCCACAACUGUCGACCGCCGAAGUGACCGACAAACUCCGUCGCGACGUCAAGGACUCGACGCGCUUCUAUUGGCAAAAUCUGCUGGUCUUCCAGACCGAAAUGCUCUGCGGUGUAGCAGCCAUGCUGCUCAUGAUCCCAGAGACUGUGGCCUUCAGCUACGCGGCCAAUCUGGACCCACUUAACGGUCUGUACGCCACAGGCUUCCUCGGUGUGGCCGUGAGUCUAUUUGGCGGCGUCCCUGCCACCGUUGCCGGUGCUGCAGGAGCUGUGGCUAUGGUCAUGCCGACCAUCACCAGCGGCACCGGCUCGCUGGCCUAUUUGACGUACGAGGAGCGAUUGCAACACCUUUUUGUGGCUGUGACGAUUGCUGGUAUUCUGGAACUUGUCUUUGGCCUGCUCAAACUGUCGAAGCUCUUCUCCAUGAUUCCUCGAACCGCACAUAUUGGAUUCUUGAAUGGUUUGGCAUUAAUGAUGUUCAUCUCGCAGAAAACGACCAUUGAAGUAUGCAAGAACGACACGAUGCGCUUCGGAGAGUGCGAAAUCGCAGGUGACCUCAAGUGGAUGAGUGUGUCGUCGCCCACGACGUGGGUUACUAUCGGUCUGGUGCUUGUAACCAUGGCUAUCAUGCACUACUUCCCGAGAACGCCGUAUAUUGGCCACUUGAUCCCGCCCACGCUGGUUGCAGCUGUGAUUGGCGUUGGGUUUGAGUUCGGCAUCAACCGUCCUCUCCUCGGCUACGACGUGCGGACUAUUGGAGAUACGUCUCCACUGGACGGUGGGUUGCCCACUUUUGCCGUUCCCAAGUUCGGUGACGUACAAGACUGGGGCGUUGUGCUGUCCACUGCGGCCAGUAUCAUGGCUGUCGGACUCUUUGAGUCGCUGAUGACGCUGCAGUCUGUUGUGGAUUUAAAGAAAGAGCAGCUAUCGCAGACAGCUACACGCAAAGAGUGCAUCGCUCAGGGUAUCGGUAACGUGUUGUGUGGAUUCUUUUCGGGUAUGGGAGGCUGCUCUAUGAUCGCUCAGUCCAAUGGCAACAUUUUGAACGGUGCGCGUUACCGUCUAUCGUCAUUUAUGGGUGGCAUCUGCACGUUUCUGGUUGUAUUUUUCGCCAGUUCCGUCAUCGAGCGUGUCCCUGUGGCCUGCCUGACUGGAAUUCUCUUCGUGAUCGUCAUUCACACGUUCUACUGGCCAUCUCUCAAGCUCAUUUUCCGCGUCAAGAUUACGGAUUCCAUUGCAAUUAUCCUCGUGACGGUGCUCGCUGCUGCAAUGAACCUGGCUAUCGCUGUCAUUGUAGGCGUCAUCUGGCAGUGUCUGGUCAAUGGUUGGCAGAGCGGACUCUUGCUUACGUACCACACAGGUAUGGAGGUCGUCCCCGUUGUCAACGCCCACGACCGCACGGCUGAUCAUGAACUGCUUACGAGCCACGAGGAAGCAAAGGUUUACUACGUGAAGGGCCAACUCCUCUUCUCGUCUGUGGCCUCUUUCCGCGAGUUCUUCGACGUUCAACACGAUCCUAAUGUAGUUAUCCUGGACAUGCGUGACUGUAUUUUCGCUGACUUUUCGGCUGUCGAGGCGCUGCGUGAGGCUGCGAUGCGGUACCGCGAUGCCGGCAAAACCCUCGUGGCUCGUAACCUCGAUCCGAAAUCGCUGGAUAUGCUGAACCACGACUUUGGUUGGGACUCUGUCGAGCAUAUUCAGAUCGCGACCCCAGGUACUGCUACCAAUGGUGACGAACUCGUCAAGAGCAAGAUCGAUAAAGAGCGUCCUUCUCGCUACUCGCGUGCAUCGCAGGCGUCUCAGGGAUCGCUCCAUCAGCUGCACAUUCCUUCGCCUUGCGAGAGUUCUACGCCGUAUCGCGCCGCUGGACCGUAAACCCCUCCAUAAACGAGGGGUGAGGACUGAAAAAAUAUUGGUGAAAGGGUUGUUUUCAAGUACGAAGUAGGCAAAACAUCAAGCGAGUUCCUACUUACGAUGGUGGAUCCAAGUUUGUGCACGUCAAACUCAUGCGCGGUGACCACAGUCCGUGUGAUCCCGUCGCCUGAGUAUUGAUACCUCGAUGGGUCCACUACCAAGCCAAGCUACAAGGUUCCACCCAACGGAAUCACCUUUGGCGUCCAGACCAAGCAACUCCCUCCUCUCCCCACGCUCAAGCUACGUGUAAUAACGCUAUUAGCCGCAGUAUCGACAAUACACCUCACCUCUUUUCUCUCCACUUUGUACUUCGAAGCAUUAUUUUUUUUU
Molecule: messenger RNA, 2526 nt
Organism: Phytophthora nicotianae INRA-310
Lineage: Eukaryota; Oomycota; Peronosporomycetes; Peronosporales; Peronosporaceae
Exons: 1
Coding region: 67-2157 (696 amino acids)
Cellular component (GO): membrane
Source: RefSeq, a predicted model, not a curated record